Messenger RNA from Symbiodinium sp. CCMP2592, 3363 nucleotides. Lineage: Eukaryota; Dinophyceae; Suessiales; Symbiodiniaceae. The record is from the annotation of a GenBank genome assembly.
AUGGCGCUGCGUUGGUUCUUCCGUGUCAUGGUAUGUCUGGUCGCGAGCAGAGGUGCUUCUACAACAUGUUUGCCAGAAGCAAUUCCAGCGGCUGAGCGAUCACACAUCAAAGCCCUCGACGGCACGGACAUCCCCAUUGGAUUCUUCCAAGGCGCAUGGGAGUCUUCCUACUUGACAUCGGACAUUGCUCGAAUCCUGGUUGAGGAAGUGUUGGGCUACCAGACAUGGCUACACCCGGAGGAUGGACGCAGUGCAGUCACCACGCCUUAUGCCCUCGCCGGGUGUUUGGAUUUCAACAAUGCUACAAAUCAACAGUGUGGCAUCAACGAGACGCGGCUGCAUGUCUGCGUAGACUGUUGGGCCGCCUCCUAUGCUGCCGUAGUGGAAGAUAUGAAGGAGACGUACUCGCACUUGGUGCCCGUCGAUCUGGGCAGCAUGGGAUACGACGGCGAAGAGUCGAUGUACGUCGCCAAGGGUGUUCUCCAGCAGGCACUUGACGCCGAGGGCUUGACCUUGGACUUCUACCGAGGCUACAAUCUGACGCACCACAACCCCAAACAGUACUUCGAUGACAUCAAUGCCAUAAACUUGCAAGACCUGUUCCUUUGCGAGGAAACCGACUUCUACAAGCCGGAGUCUAUGGCAGCCUAUGCCAGAUGGACGGGUGAUGCUGCAGGACUUCGGGUGCUGGCGAAUGGCAACUAUGCCGCCAAGUGUCAUGCAGACAAGUGGUGGAUAUCUCCCCAGUGCCGGAGUGACACAUCGACCUGUAUCCCUGUGAUUACUGCAGGUGUCGGGUGGAAGCUCCAGGCCAUGAUGUUCUGGUCGACGACCUAUGGCCUGCCGACUGCAAUCGCCGUGGCCAACUCCUGGGGCAACUAUGUCUCGAUUGUUUCCACUAUGCGCAUCCUCUACUACUGGUGGGUGCCGGACGCAACCUUCAUCACGCAGCAGCCACAGUUCAUCACGUUCCCGCCCUAUUCCGCUUCGGAGUGGGCCCAGGGCAACAUGAGGACGGCUGCAAGUGGAACCUACAUCAGUAAAGCAGUCAGCAGCAACUUCGCAAACCAGGCGCCAAGGGUCAGCAGCUUCAUUUCCAAGGUGAACUUCGAACUCGGAGAGCUCAUGGAUCUUCUGCUCACGAUCGCUUCCGGGACCUUGCGCUAUGAUGUUGCAUGCCGGUGGGUCCGAGACAACAAACCGCGGUGGCAAGAGUGGCUUCCGAUCGAAACCAAUUGCAUCACCGGCUUUGGUUUAGCUGAUGCCGCAGGCAGCUUCGUGAUGGACAGGGCAAAUGCAACAAGCUGCGAAGUGUGCACCCCCGGAAAAUUCUCGCAGGAGUACCUGGACAACACAGCCGCCACCCGCCGCUGCGUCCCGUGUGCGCCGGGGACUUCUCAGGAAAAGAGCGCAGCGACCAGCUGCACACCAUGCCAACCUGGGAGUUACACAGACUCUCAUGGCAGGGAGACCUGUAACGUGUGCGAUCAGGGAUCGUACCAAGUCUUGGAGGGCCAGACCGGUUGCACCACCUGCGACGAGGCCCGCACGACCCUGCUACUUGCUGCGAGCAGAAGGGAAGACUGCGUGUGUAGACAAGGCUUGAUCGAAGCGUCGCUGGGGGUUUGUGUGAGCUGCAGCGAGGGCUUGUCCUGCCCUAAGGGAAGCACCGUGGAGCGACUCAGAAACAGCAGCAGCGAAGAACGGCCCGAAGUGCUGCCCAUGUACUUCAGCAGCAUGGAAGCACCCUUGGAGAUCUACCGCUGCCAGUCGCAUUGCCCUGGGGGAGCACCAGGCAGUUGUGACGGAGGCCGCGUGGGCUACACCUGCAGCGAGUGCCCCGAGAAUUUCUACAGCACGGGCAACCAGUGUGCCAAGUGUGGCGUAGCACUGCCUGCGCUUUGGAUUCUCGGCCUUGGUAUCGUGGUUUGUGGCAUAUUCAGCUCUUACUACCUACUCACAUCAAGCUACACGGCCAAAGCCAGUGUGCUGACUUGCACCACCUGCAGCUUUGGCAUGAUGGUCUCCCUGUUUCAGAACUUGGGUGUGAUACAGACCGUAUCAGUGCCCUGGCCGAACGGACUCAAGGACUUUCUCGGCUUCUUCCAGAUCUUCCUCCUGGACUUGGACAGCCUCGGCUUCAGCUGCGUUGCUGGUGGCCCCGUGCAUCGAUUCGCUGGCAACUGUGCCUUCUUCUUCGUUGUGCUCUCAGGUCUUGUUGCGACAGCAUUCCUCACCAACCUGCUCCUUCCCCGCCGCCUUUCUUGGCUGGCCUGGCAGAAGUACAAGACGAUGAGCACGAUCGGCCAGUUCUGCCAGGUGAGCUUCACCACGAUGACGAACAUAGGCUUGGUUCCCUUCAUGUGUUACCGCCACCCCGCAGGCAGCGAGAGCGUGCUGAAGUAUAGCGACGUCUUCUGCAACUCGGCCGAGCACACGCUGAUGCAGCUGCUGGGUACAGCCGUCUUGGCCUUGAGUGGCGCCUUCCUCAGCUCCUGCUUCUUCUUUGCCUGGAAAGCUCCCUCCUGGUCUGGCAAAGCAAUCCAAGGAGGUGUCCGCUUCCUCAUCUUCCGCUUUAGACCCAAUGUCUGGUGGUUUGGCCUGGUCCUUCUCACGCGGGGACCGCUCCUUUCCAUGCCUGCUGUCGCGGCGCCAAACAUGCCGGCCGUGCAGUUUGUGUUCCUGCUGGGCAUCCUGCUACUGUCCCUGCAGCUGCAGAUUUGGUACUUGCCGUGGAAGGCUCCGAUCCUCAACCUGGUGGACGGUGUCACAAACCUGCUCCUCGUGAUGCUCUUGGCAAUUGGUUUGGGCCGCCUUGGCCCAGACCCUGAGGACGGGCCUGCAGUCCUGGACAGCCUGGCGGCCGCCAUCUCUGCGAUGAUGAUGAGCGUGCUCGGACUCAUGCUGUUGCUUGCAAUCGCUGCCCUCUUCUACAAGAAGGCUUUGGGCAGCAAUGAUGAGCUGUGGAUCAUGAACCUCGGCAAGCCAGUACCCUCCAAAGACUUCUGCGACAAUCUGACGAACUUCAUUCAAAGCCAGAAAGACAUGCAGGAGAAGGAAGUACGACAAGUUGUGGAAGCGCUCUGUGUCUAUGACUACCGUGACGUGAACGCCUCGAUCGUCCUCCUGAGCACGGAGCUAGGCUUCCGCAGCAAGCUCACAGAUGCGUUGGCCAUGCGCCGAAUUACCUCCUUUGCAUCUUUUUCUUCCGUGCCUGCAGGAAACAAGACGCAGGAAACGGAUGCCAAAGCCGAGAAUGUCAGCGAGGAAGACACCUGCCUUGAAAGCAAUCAAGAUGUGGCUGAGGCAGCGGUGCUAAAGAUGGAACUUCAUGCCGAGGAGACCCGUACUGAGUGGGCCUGA